Messenger RNA from Iphiclides podalirius (scarce swallowtail), 666 nucleotides. The record is from the annotation of a GenBank genome assembly. Lineage: Eukaryota; Metazoa; Arthropoda; Insecta; Lepidoptera; Papilionidae.
AUGGGCGCGAUUGUCGAUGAAAUAUCCUGUCUUCUGGAGACGCACGCGAAUCGAGAUAAGGUCGUUUCUCUCGCAAGUUAUGUGCUAAAGCUUUGGGGCGCAACGGGAAAAAGCCCGCCACUGCUGACAGCGAGCGCGCGAAUCGCCGGUACGCGUGCCACACUACGCCUCUUUGACGACGCGGCCGCCGUCAGAGCCCUUGUCAGAUAUGGACUAGGCCAAAAAGAAGGUCUGCUAUGGGGUACCAUGGGCGUUGCCAACGGGCUGUUCACGCUGUCGUAUUUACAAGGGGAAAAGCUGGUUUGGCUGCUGGACACUGGAGUGCUGAAGCUGUCACCAGAGCUGGCUGAAAGGAUACGGAUAGCCCACAAGCUUUUCUGGUCUCUCAGUGCGUUCGUGGGACUCGUCAGGUCCCUCCGCGCGUUGCACUUGACGGCGCUGAUGCUGAAAUCGCCGGGCAGCCCGAAGUGCGCACCGGCCCGCCUCACUCACGCGUCUCUCACCAGCACCAAGUUGCUGCUGGACGUGAUCCACGCGGUCAGCUGGCUGCCGCGCGGCUGGCUCUGGGGCGAAGCCCUAACCGCCACUCAGGCCUCCGCGGUGGCGACGGCCUCCGCCGUAUUUGGGCUCGUCAUGCAUUACCACGGCAAGCGGCUGUUACCGAGA